Beta vulgaris subsp. vulgaris (sugar beet) is the source of this 1774-nucleotide messenger RNA. Its product is annotated as probable 2-carboxy-D-arabinitol-1-phosphatase. The record is from RefSeq and is a predicted model, not a curated record. NCBI's taxonomy places the organism in Eukaryota, Viridiplantae, Streptophyta, Magnoliopsida, Caryophyllales, Amaranthaceae. Gene Ontology annotation, molecular function: phosphatase activity. The transcript is spliced from 9 exons. The coding region runs from base 112 to 1605 and encodes 497 amino acids.
UAAAAUAAAAAUAAAAAUCAAACUAACCCCUAAAUCUAAAAAAAUCCCCCAUUUUAGCGCGCAAAUUUAACGAAACAAACCCUCUUCUCAGCAUCAAAUCCACUGAAUCAAAUGCUCGCCAUAUCACCUUCUUCACUACUAACCAUCACAAAAUCUUCACCAUGCAACAUUUUCUCAAUCGCAAACCCUAAUUUCCGAAAAAUCCGAUCAUCUUCCACCUUAAGAGAAGCAGAGGUGGAUGAGAGAGAACCAAAGUCGUCGUCGCCGGCUGUGGAUUUUCCGGCGAUAAAGUCGGCGAAGAGGGUGGUGUUAGUGCGGCAUGGGCAGAGUACGUGGAAUGCGGAGGGAAGAAUUCAAGGGAGCUCCAAUUUCUCAGUUUUAACUACUAAAGGCGAAUCUCAGGCUGAAACUUCUCGUCAAAUGCUUCUUGAUGAUUCCUUUGACGUCUGCUUCACUAGUCCCCUGGCUAGAUCAAAGCGAACUGCUGAAAUUAUCUGGGGUAACCGUAAGGAGCCAAUGAUCCCAGAUUUCGACCUGAGGGAAAUAGACCUGUAUUCUUUUCAAGGGCUCUUGAAACAUGAGGGAAAGGAGAAAUUCGGCACUGCAUUUCGUCAAUGGCAGUUAGAUGCUCCGAACUUUGUCAUAGAUGGACAUUAUCCUGUCAGGGAGUUGUGGACACGUGCCAGAAGCAGUUGGGAUAGCAUAUUAAAUCAUCAAAGCAAGUCCGUGCUUGUGGUUGCUCACAAUGCUGUCAAUCAGGCUCUUGUUGCAACAGCAAUUGGCUUGGGAACUGAGUAUUUCAGAGUUUUACUUCAGAGCAACUGUGGUGUUAGUGUGUUAGAUUUCAUUCCUCGAGCAGAGGACAAGUCUCCACACAUCUGCCUUAAUCGCUUAAAUCAGACUCCUAAUUCACCUAUUGCUGCUGGAAGUUCUGCGGGUCGAAAAGCCAGUAAGCGCAUCAUCCUGGUUUGUCAUGGAUCAUCGAUGAACAUUGAGGAGGCUAACGUUUCACUUCCUGGAAAUCAGCCUAUGAGCAUGCUUGGCAUCAUUCAGUCACAGAAAACUGCAGAACUACUACUUGAUUUAAAAGUGAAUACAGUAGUUAGCUGCCCUGGAAAGGCUUCAAUGGAGACAGCACAGAUCAUAUCCAAGGUUCAAGAAGCCGCAGAUUGCUUAGGCGCUGAUUGUGUGCCACGAUAUGUAGAUGUUAAAGAAAUGAAUAGAGUUGAUGUGGAAACCAUGCUUUGCCAGUCAAAACAGGACGGAGCUGUCAAUUCAAUUCUUUCGCCAAAUAUGCUUAGUCUUCUAUGGGACCAGACAGAGAAAGUGUGGCAAGUUUUAUUAGACGAGUUAUCUGAUCCUUCUGAGGUGGUUGUUGCUGUAGGACAUCCAAUUCUCCACAUUGCAUUGAUCACACAUUGCUUGAAUUUAUCGAAGGAUUGGAUUGGAUCAUUCCAUCUUGAUGAAGGUAGUAUUAGUGUUAUUGACUUCCCGGAUGGACCGAGUGGAAGAGGCGUUGUUAGAUGCAUAAAUUAUACUGCCCAUUUGGGAAGAUGGUCAAUUCCUAUCACUAUGCCAACAAUGGACGAGGAUGAGUUCUACUAGUUAUAUCGAUGUAUUGUUGUAUAUGUUGAACUAGUACUUCUCUUAUUGUUGUAGCUGUUCAAAAGAACCGAAGACAUUUUGUCGUCCCUAGUCUUGAGUAUUACUGCGUCAGUGCAUAUAAAAGCAAGCUUGUGUUCAAUAUUAAUCCAAUUUUUGCUUUUUCUUUUCA